Nestor notabilis (Kea) is the source of this 927-nucleotide messenger RNA. RefSeq names its product periphilin 1 (gene PPHLN1). Gene Ontology annotation, cellular component: nucleoplasm. The record is from RefSeq and is a predicted model, not a curated record. The transcript has 8 exons. Gene Ontology annotation, biological process: negative regulation of DNA-templated transcription; negative regulation of gene expression, epigenetic; protein localization to heterochromatin. The annotation marks the transcript as partial. NCBI's taxonomy places the organism in Eukaryota, Metazoa, Chordata, Aves, Psittaciformes, Psittacidae.
AUGUGGUCUGAAGGGCGAUAUGACUAUGAAAGAGUUCCAAGGGAACGUCUGCCUCCAAGGAUGCAUCCUAAUGCAACAACAAAAAUCCUGCUUUUUCAGCAAACAGGAAAUCAGACAAGUUUGCAUAGGGAUAAUUACCACAGAGUAGUAAACAUUGCACCGAAGAAACCACCACUGCUUGAAAGACCAGGUGAAGGGAAUUACAGUCGGUAUAAUGAUUACGGUCACGCUGAGUACAGAGACUAUGAAGAGGGUCGCAGUUUUGGCCAUGACCGAAGAAGUGGCCCUCCACACCGAGGUGUACAUAAGGAUGAAUCAGGAUACAGAUGGCCAAGGGAUGAUCAUCCUCUAAGUCGGCAGCCUGAAUACAGGGAUGCCAGAGAUGGCUUCAGAAGAAAAAGCUUCUAUCCAUCUCAUUACAUGAGAGAGCGAUCCCCUCAUAAGAGGGACUCUCCUCUCUUCAGGGAAUCACCAGGGAGCCGAAGGGAUUCUCCACACAGCAGAUCUGGCUCUAGUGUCAGCAGCAGGAGCUACUCUCCUGAAAGAAGCAAAUCCUAUCCUUUCCACCAGUCCCAGCAUAGCAGGAGUAAAGACAGGGCAUCAGGUCAAUCACUGAAAACAUCAAGAGAUGCAUCACCUUCAGGCUCCAUAGCAGUACCCUCAUCAAAGGCCUCAGAUAAGAGCAACAGACUAUCGGAAAAGGAGCUUGCAGAAGCUGCAAGCAAGUGGGCAGCUGAAAAGUCAGAGAAGGCCGAUGAAAGCAAUGUACCUGAAAUAGAGUAUGAUGCUGGAUCUUCAGCUCCAUUAUACAGCGAACAAACAGAGGAACCAGAAACAAAUGUAAUGGAUAGUACAGAAUUAUAUGAGGAUGGUCAGCUUCUUGGUCGCUCAAAAGCAAUUGCAACUAAGACGAAGGAGAUCGAACAG